This is a messenger RNA of Alternaria rosae, 1911 nucleotides long. Its product is annotated as heterokaryon incompatibility protein-domain-containing protein. The transcript is spliced from 2 exons. Lineage: Eukaryota; Fungi; Ascomycota; Dothideomycetes; Pleosporales; Pleosporaceae. The record is from RefSeq and is a predicted model, not a curated record. The coding region runs from base 1 to 1911 and encodes 636 amino acids.
AUGCGUACCUUUGUGUCGGGUCUACUCAGUAGUGAUCGUGCCAAACGAGUCAGCUCCGCAUAUGCGAAGGCGAAGAAAUGCAAAGUAUGCUACUACAAUGAGUGGCCUACUAUUUCGGGCGCAGUCACUGUUGGCGUUCUGAUAACGUCUGCUGACAAGGGAUGUGCCGGCUGCUUGAUACUUUGUGGGAUUGUACACCAAUGUGCCUUGGUUUCCAAAAGCUCCAGCCGACCAUUCGAGCUCGGCCUGAAUCAAAGGGUAUCAUGGAGAGUGGAACAGUCACGACUUGUCUUGGAAUGCUACCCAGAUGCGUCAUGGGAGGUGUUUGAUCCACAGGGUCACGACAAUCCGUGGCGAAUCCAACGUCUUUCCCACGAAGCCGUUUCAGACUCCGGUUCUGAUGAAGCUAUCCAACGAGUCUCCUCGUGGUUGCGAGAAUGCGAUCACGGUCAUGAGUUGUGCAAGGGUGCUAAAUCGAGCCUGCCAACCCGCGUCGUUCUGAUCCAAGAUCCAAAGAACAUCAAGCUGUACGAGACCCGCGGCGAAGUCAAGCCCUAUGUUUGUCUCAGCCACUGCUGGGGAAAAGAGACAAUUAGGACGACUACGACGGCCACCUUGACCGAACACAAGCGAAGAAUCCCUUCGGAGAAACUUCCUCAAACCUUCCAGGAUGCUAUCUCCUUUGCCUACCGAUUGGGAUACAAGUAUAUGUGGAUCGACAGUCUUUGUAUCAUACAAGACAGUCGCGGGGACUGGCAAAAGGAAGGUAGCAGAAUGGCGCAGAUAUAUUCCGGUGCCGAGUUUACCAUUGCUGCCACCGACGCAAAUGUUCCAUCGCAAGGCUGUUUCCGCAAACACCCAGAACGACCUAUCAGCAAGACUUCGUAUCCAGCCAUGAACGGCUCCAUGUUGGACGUUUGCGUUCGACCCAGCAUAAACCAUUAUGCAUGGAGAUAUAGCGAGUAUCCACUACUGCGCCGUGGCUGGACGCUACAAGAAUGCCUACUUUCACGCAGAGUGAUACACUUUACGGCCGAAGAGAUGUUUUGGGCAUGUAGGACAGAGAACAAAUGCGAGUGCUCGUUCUGGUCGGACUCGGGAAAAGUGCCUUUCGGAAGUUUCCGCAGCCCCAAAUACCUCAACACGAUACAUCACGCUAACCCGGAGGAGUGCACGGCUCUGUGGCAUGGUGUUGUCACUGAAUACACCAAUUCGGACUUGUCAUACGAAACGGACUGCUUCCCAGCUUUGCAAGGAGUCAGCAAAGAGUUUUCUGCGAUGAAGAGGUCGGCAUACAUGGCUGGAUUAUGGGAGAGCAGUAUCAUGUACGACCUAUUGUGGUAUUCUGACCACAAGGACAAAUCAUCUAAACCAACGGCAUGGCGUGCACCGUCAUGGUCAUGGGGGUCUGUCGUUGGGCGAGUCGUGUGGCAAAAAUGGGUUCCACACUCUACACCUUUGCCGAUUUAUGUCGGAAAAGAAAUCACCCCUGUAAGAGGAGGAGACGAAUAUGGGGAGCUUCUAUCCGCAAAGAUUACCCUGCGAUGUCGCUGUUUGCUCGCGGAUGUGGAAGGCACGUACCAGCCCUUUGCUGCACCGAACGAAGCCAUCAAGUACCCAGAUCAUCGCGCUUGGAGGAAGUGUCCGCGCAGAAUUUACCUCGAUCAUCCACCGGAAUCGGUACAUCCGGACAGCAACAGGCCGGUCACGCCUAUUGGGCAGGUCAAAACCCUGCCCGUGGGCGUAUUCCAAGCAGGUCAGAGAUAUCUCUUUGCCAUGUUGAUUUUGCAGAACAUAAACAAGGCAGCUGGUACGUACAAGCGGAUUGGUUACAUGGAACUCGAGACACGUAAGGGUCUUGAAUUGUCCAGUCUUCCGCUGGGUAACGUGGAGGAUUUGCACAUUGUCUAG